Saccoglossus kowalevskii is the source of this 978-nucleotide messenger RNA. Its product is annotated as mitochondrial intermembrane space import and assembly protein 40. Gene Ontology annotation, molecular function: protein-disulfide reductase activity. NCBI's taxonomy places the organism in Eukaryota, Metazoa, Hemichordata, Enteropneusta, Harrimaniidae. The record is from RefSeq and is marked validated. Gene Ontology annotation, biological process: protein import into mitochondrial intermembrane space. Gene Ontology annotation, cellular component: mitochondrial intermembrane space.
AUGGUGAUUUGACCGACCAUGUGAGAUUUUGAGUUUACUGAUUCCUGUACUAAAAACCCGUCCACAUUUGAUUUCAAGUAAAUGUAGUAUUGGCAACUUUCAGGUAAAGAUAGAAUUAUAUUUGUUACACAAGAAGACCAUGAAGAACCAAGUACAGCUAACGUUGACUUUGAAGAUGAUGAUGAUGAGCCAGGACUUAUUCUUCCGAAUGGAGAAAUUAACUGGAGCUGUCCCUGUCUUGGUGGUAUGGCUACAGGCCCAUGUGGACAAGAAUUCAAGGAAGCAUUUUCAUGUUUUCACUAUAGUAAUGCUGAAGUGAAAGGUUCCAAUUGCCUAGAGGAGUUUCGGUCAAUGCAAAAUUGUAUGAGGGAGUAUCCUGAACUUUACCCUGAUAAAGAUGAUGAAGAAGAUGAUGGGGUUGAAGAGAAAGAUACUGUUGAUAUACCGAAUGCUCAAGGAGGCACUGAAGAGCAAACCUCAAAUACAAGAGACACAAGGAGCUAACAUAUAUAUUUAAUAUUUUUAUUAUGAUUUUAUGAUAUCAUGUAAUGGAUAGUUAUAUAUGUUAUUUUUGUAUUAGUUGGACUUGUAAUCCCUUCGUUAUGAUAACUAAUUUGAAUUAUUUAGAAUUUCAAUUGUUUUUGAAGCUGUUAAUCCCUCAUUUGGUUUUUAGUUACAUAAAAUAGGAAAUGAAUGACCAGUUUAGAUCAUCUCAUGAAAUGGAUUAUUUUUAUCACUUGCAUAUGAGCAGCUUCUCUCGAGGUAAAUCAUUUUCCAAGUUGAAUAAAAUAUUUAAGGAUGUCAGAUACAGUAUACGUUGAAACUUCUCAUUUCUUUUUCUACAAUGGGAAAUUAUUAUAAUAUAUCAGCAAUAAUAACAAAAAUAGAGGUCACCAACCGUUCGUCAUGUACAUGUAUGCGUGCAGACCUGUAUUUUAAAUAUGCCUGGACCGAUUAAAUUGAAACUCAAUACAUAAU